CAAGACUGCACAAAAUACUUUUUGGGUGGAAAAUCAGAAUUGAAAUCCCUUCGUAAAUUAGUUGAUGGUGUUUUUAAGCUCUACUCAGUCCACAUGUCUCUUUGGCAGGAGGGCCAUUAAUCAGUGUACCCCUACCAUAGCGUGAAAAAAAACAAGAAGAAAGGGGAGGAAACGGAGUAAUUUCUCUAAAUUAGUUAAACCAUUACUCACUAAUUCGGUGCUAGUAGUGUGGCUCACAAUCAAAAACACAGAAAAUGGACGCACAUCGGGAAGCGAUUCAGAAGCAGAUCCACCAGGAUUGGGCCAACCGGGAGUAUAUAGAAGUGAUAACGGCUAGCAUUAAGCGUAUCACGGAUUUCCUCAACUCGUUCGACAUGUCGUGCCGUUCCCGGCUGGCCGUUUUGAAUGAGAAGCUGACGACGUUAGAGCGACGAAUCGAUUACCUCGAGGCGUGUGUGACGAAAGGCGAAACCUUGCAGUAGAAUACUAAGCGAUAACAUACUCUUCCACCUGCUGGAAAGCUACUUCGAGACGGCGUUUGCGGUGUUGCUCAGCAUUUGCUUCGGCAGGAAGAUUUCAUUACAUUGCAGCAAAAUGACGACACGUUCUUGUUCCAAUGGCGAAGACGACUGGGGCGCGUAUUUGCGUGGUAAAAAAAAACACAGGAGUAACUGCCAAAUGUUCACUUGCUCACGAACGGGCGGCACACGAUCGUUUCGAAGGACUUUCAAGAAUCAACAUUGACUAGGAUUUAUUUAUACGUAUUGUGCGGCUUUAUCCGUUUCUUUCUAGAACGAUAGAAAACACCCCCAUGUAAACCUAUUUAGUUCACAAGAAGUUGGCGCCUCCGCGAGAGGAAA
Molecule: messenger RNA, 860 nt
Organism: Anopheles nili
Lineage: Eukaryota; Metazoa; Arthropoda; Insecta; Diptera; Culicidae
Gene: HSPC300
Product: probable protein BRICK1-B
Exons: 2
Coding region: 255-482 (75 amino acids)
Biological process (GO): regulation of actin polymerization or depolymerization; cell motility; actin filament organization
Cellular component (GO): SCAR complex
Molecular function (GO): protein-containing complex binding
Source: RefSeq, a predicted model, not a curated record